Messenger RNA from Electrophorus electricus (electric eel), 2858 nucleotides. It is a transcript of the gene stk24b, whose product is annotated as serine/threonine kinase 24b (STE20 homolog, yeast). The record is from RefSeq and is a predicted model, not a curated record. Gene Ontology annotation, molecular function: protein serine/threonine kinase activity; ATP binding. Gene Ontology annotation, biological process: negative regulation of cell migration; protein phosphorylation. NCBI's taxonomy places the organism in Eukaryota, Metazoa, Chordata, Actinopteri, Gymnotiformes, Gymnotidae. Gene Ontology annotation, cellular component: cytoplasm; Golgi apparatus.
AUCCGGCUCCGCCCUGACGUCACAGUGACAGCGUCGACAAGAUGGCGCGAGCUGGGCGUUUAGCGUAGUGAAGGAUAUGAGGAAGUGGACGAUGUCGACGCCGUUUCUUUAGCCACCGGAUGCGAGCGACGUCUUUGGCUCCGCGCGCCAUCGUCGCGGUUACCGCACAGUCCGUAGGCCGCGCGGCCAGCAGGCAGACCGGCGCGCGCCGAGUCGAAAAGGAUCCGUGAGAGGAGAAAACGACGACAGUAACUGUCGCGUCCCCGGACACAUCACUUACCUUCAUCUUCAUCUUCAUCUUUGUAUAGAAACUUUGUCAUUUUUCUCCCUCCCCCCCCCCGAGCCGAGCGGAUGUCUGAUCGUUGGCUCGUGGCUGCGUAAAAAGCUCGCGGUGGGGCGCGCGGGACCGGACCGCAGGAGGAGACGUGCGUGUUCUGCGCGAGUCGUCUUUCUUUCUUCGUCCGCGGGACCUGCAGUUUCUCCGUGGAUGUUGUUUUCGUCAUCAUUGCGACUUCAUCAUUAUCAUUAUCAUUAUUAUCAUCAUCAUCAUCAUCAUCAUCAUCAUCGCGGCUUCGUAAUCAUCACGGGAUCAAACCGCGGUGCAGGAGGGCGACGUCGCGAAGUUCGUAACACGCGUGAGGUGUACGUGACGUCAUGGCGCACUCGCCGGUGCAGGGGGGUCUGCCGGGGAUGCAGAACUUGAAGGCGGACCCCGAGCAGCUGUUCAACAAGAUGGAGCGGAUUGGCAGGGGCUCGUUUGGCGAGGUCUUCAAAGGCAUCGACAGGCGCACGCAGAAGGUGGUGGCCAUCAAGAUCAUCGACCUGGAGGAGGCGGAGGAUGAGAUUGAGGAUAUCCAACAGGAGAUCACUGUGCUGAGCCAGUGCGACAGCCCCCACGUCACCAAGUACUACGGCUCCUACCUCAAAGGCACAAAGUUGUGGAUCAUCAUGGAGUAUCUGGGUGGAGGCUCUGCGCUGGACUUGCUGGAGCCUGGUGCCCUGGACGAGACGCAGAUUGCCACCAUCCUGCGCGAGAUCCUGAAGGGGCUUGAGUACUUGCAUUCCGAGAAGAAAAUUCACAGAGACAUUAAAGCGGCGAAUGUGCUGCUCUCCGAGCAGGGUGAAGUGAAGCUGGCAGACUUUGGCGUGGCCGGCCAGCUCACAGAUACGCAGAUCAAGCGGAACACGUUUGUGGGCACGCCCUUCUGGAUGGCCCCUGAGGUCAUCAAGCAGUCGGCCUACGACUCCAAGGCAGACAUCUGGUCGCUAGGGAUCACGGCGAUCGAGCUGGCCAAAGGUGAGCCCCCCCACUCGGACCUGCACCCCAUGAAGGUGCUGUUCCUCAUCCCGAAGAACAACCCCCCCACACUGGAGGGCAAUUAUAGCAAGCCGCUCCGAGAGUUUGUGGAGGCCUGCUUGAACAAGGAGCCCAGCUUUAGACCCUCAGCCAAAGAGUUGUUAAAGCACAAGCUAAUUGUGCGUCACGCUAAGCGGACGUCCUACCUGACCGAGCUCAUCGACCGCUACAAGCAGUGGAAGAGCCAGAGAAGCCGCGAGGAGUCCAGCUCGGACGAGUCUGACUCGGAGCCAGAUGGACAGGCUUCGGGGGGUAAUGACUUUUCCAGUGAUGACUGGAUCUUCACUAUUCGGGAGAAAGAUCCCAAAAAGCUGCAGAAUGGAGCCAGUAUGGCAGGAGACCAGGACGCUCCUAAGAGACUGUUAUCACAGAGCCUGUCCACUAUCAUUACUCCAGUCUUCACAGAGCUGAAGGAGAGGGGCAGUGAGACCCCAGUAAAGCCCAGUGUGUUGGAGGAGCUGGAGGAGUCCAUUUUCCUUGCUGAGGAGGCAUAUCCAGGGAUCUCUGAUGCCAUGGUGACCCAGCUCAUACAGAGACUGCAACGGUUCUCCAGAACGAGGACUUCCUCUUCUCAUCAGUGAUUGGUUCACUUGAUAUGUCCAUCAUGUUGUGGCCCCUCCCUCAGGAAUCAGCUCAGCCAAUCCCAGCACCAGCAGACUCUGUGAUGUCUCCUCUGGAGGACUGGUUGUCCCUCAGGCUGCUGCUGCUUUUUUAAAUUAUUUAAACUCUGGGCUCUUCAGACACAACAGAGAGGGUGGGUGUGUGUGGGGGUGUGUGUGUGUGGGGGUGUGUGUGGACGACCCCACCCCCACCACACACACUCUGGUUGGGUUACAGAUGAGUGGCCACAAGUCACAUAGCCAAGCGUAGAGCACUAGACUUCACUAGUACAUCCAAUGUGUGGCCACCCACUUCCAGAAGCUUCUAAGAAUGCCACAACAUCACCGAGAAAUUAAUGCUGCAGCCCUAAGGAUGUCAGGUUCUGAAUGGUGUGUGUGUGUGUGUGUGUGUGUGAGAGUGAAUGAAUGAGCAGGGUAGGCUUGGGAGGGGUGUCUGAGCCUUCAUGCAAAAGCAGAUUCAGUGGUCUCGCUGAAGUCUCGGGUGACCUGGGUUCAGUAGUUGACAUGUUCUGGAGGACCUUGGGUGACCUGGGUUCAGUAGUUGGGGUGUUCUGGAGGACAGGUCUGGCUUGGUGGGGACAUCAUGUACACGUGUAUAUAGACUUGGUUUUACAUGCCUUUUGGAUUAUGGGGUUUUUGGAUUAUGGGGUUUUUGCAACAAUGAAUCACUGUGCACAGAUGGCCACAAGCUUCUGUAGAUAUUGUUAGUAAAAAAUACAUUUAAAAAGAUGGUAAACCAUAAUUUAAAAAGCAAAUCACUCAAAUGGCCAUUACUGAUAUCGCGUUGCCUUUUUAUCAAAUGUGCAUUUUGGGGUUGAACUGUUAAUUUUAAUAUGAAAUGAAAGGGUUUUAAUCAUAAAUAAUGCUCUUUGUCCAAGCAA